This is a messenger RNA of Thermothielavioides terrestris NRRL 8126, 1903 nucleotides long. RefSeq lists its product as uncharacterized. The transcript has 3 exons. The coding region runs from base 164 to 1762 and encodes 532 amino acids. NCBI's taxonomy places the organism in Eukaryota, Fungi, Ascomycota, Sordariomycetes, Sordariales, Chaetomiaceae. Gene Ontology annotation, biological process: mitochondrial magnesium ion transmembrane transport. Gene Ontology annotation, cellular component: mitochondrial inner membrane. Gene Ontology annotation, molecular function: magnesium ion transmembrane transporter activity. The record is from RefSeq and is a predicted model, not a curated record.
CGCACAUGGGCGCGCCGUUCAGCCAAGAUUUCAACGCUUCUCCAACCGCGAACUGAAUUGAUGAAGCACUGCGGAUUGCAGAUUGCCAGAGGGUUCGCAGCGGCUGCGACGACCAAGACCCAGCACUGAGUGACCGGCUACCUCGGCUCCCUCGUGCCCAGCGAUGCCUCCGGCAUUGAAACCCGCAGCACCGUCGCGAAGGCUCCUGAGGUUCCUGCGCGCCCAGUCCGAGAGCCUUGUGUUCGCCGAUUCCGCUUCGCGCCUGCCGAACCGCCGCCAUGCCUGCAUCUGCACCAAGGCGAAGCCAUCGACAAAGCUCGUGAGAACGCCGGCACCACGCCGCAGGCCGGCGCUCCAGGCCGCCUUUCUCCACAUCGAUGCGAUCCUCCCCAAGGCGCUGACGAAGCAGCGCACGGCAGCGGGCAGCAAGAGCCAGGACCUCUCCCCCCCCGGCGGUGCGCCGCGGUAUGCCUCCUCCGCGCAGACGCCCAGGCAGGAUGGCACUAGGUUGACGUGGCAGGAGUGGCUCUUCGGCCCCGACCCGAAGAAGGAGCGGGAACCGCUGAAGGAGGGCGAUAUCAGGGUCCAGCUGGAGGAGGAGUCCGGAUCCAUCUUCCAGCGCAGGUCCCUGACGGCGAAGGCUGCCAUGGACCCGAGGCUGCGGUGUACUGAGGUGGACGGCAACGGCAAUGUUAUUAUGGUAGACGGCGAGCUCAAGAAGAGCGAGCUGAUCGCCAAGUAUGGCCUGCUCCCCCGCGAUCUUCGCAAGAUCGACUCGUCCAAUCUCCCCCAUAUCCUCGUCCGCCCGUCCGCCAUUCUCCUGAACCUGCUCCACUUAAAGGUUCUCAUCAAGCACGACCGCGUCCUGCUCUUCGAUGUCUACGGCUCCACCUCGUCGUACCCCCAGUCCGCCUUCAUGUACGACCUGCAGGGGAAACUGCAGCAGAAACAAACCGCGGGAGCGAACAGCUUGCCCUACGAGUUCCGAGCUCUCGAAGCGGUCUUGAUGUCCGUCACCACGGAACUGGAAGCCGACUUCGAGUCGGUACGGGAACCCGUCAUCCGCAUUCUCAGCGAGCUGGAAGACGACAUCGACCGCGAGAAGCUGAGGAUCCUCCUCGUCCUGUCAAAGAGGGUCAGCACCUUUGAGCAGAAGGCCAAGCUGGUCCGCGACGCCAUCGAAGAGCUGUUGGAGGCCGACGACGACCUCGCCGCCAUGUACCUUACUGAGAAGACGCACGACCUAUUCAGGGGCGAGGACGACCACACCGAGGUCGAGCUUCUUUUGGAGUCGUACAACAAGAUCUGCGACGAAGUGGUCCAGGAAGCGAGCAAUCUCGUGUCGAGCAUCAGGAACACAGAGGAAAUUAUCCGGGCGAUCCUUGAUGCGAACCGGAACUCGCUGAUGUUGCUCGACCUCAAGUUCAGCAUUGGCACGCUCGGCCUGGCCAUGGGCACCUUCCUGGCUGGGCUGUACGGCAUGAAUCUCGAGAACUUCAUCGAGGAGACUAAGUGGGGCUUUGGCACCAUCACUGCCUUCUCGUCCAUCUUCUCUCUCAUGGUCUGCUGGUACGGACUGGUGAAGCUCCGCAAGGUUCAGCGGGUCAAGAUGAACGGCGGCGUCCUGCGCAGCCAGAGCCACUGGCUCCGCGAAGAUGGCACCGACCUCCUGCUGGACCCCAGCAACCGUGAAAGGCUGAGGAGGAUCAACAUGAUGAAGUAUGCCAAACAGGCCCAGACCAGGCGGUGGCCAUUCAGGUAGCCGUUUGACGGUUGUCUGGGUAUCGACCGUGCUUCAAUCCACGGGGCGAACGGAAGAGAAGCAACUUGUAUGGGGCUCCCUGCUACGCAAGGGCAUUGUAAUGGGAUAGACUGGCGUUUACAGGGUCAGGGAGCGUGCGCU